Molecule: messenger RNA, 3610 nt
Organism: Fundulus heteroclitus (mummichog)
Lineage: Eukaryota; Metazoa; Chordata; Actinopteri; Cyprinodontiformes; Fundulidae
Gene: mrm2
Product: mitochondrial rRNA methyltransferase 2
Exons: 2
Coding region: 56-775 (239 amino acids)
Biological process (GO): RNA methylation
Cellular component (GO): mitochondrion
Molecular function (GO): rRNA (uridine-2'-O-ribose)-methyltransferase activity
Source: RefSeq, a predicted model, not a curated record
CUGUUUCACGCAGGCGCAGUUGAUGAUAGGAAAUACAUGACCGUGAACGGACCAAAUGUGGAGUUUCUCAGCUCAGAGGAGAUGUUUUCACUGCUCGCUAAGCGUGAUGAAGAAGUUGAAGGGGAAAACUGCGGCAGAGCAGCGCUGGCUGCUGAGGCAGCUUAAAGACCCGUAUGUCAAAGCUUCGCACGCUCAAAACUUUCGGUGCAGAAGCGCCUUUAAACUCCUGGAGAUAGACGACAAGUUCGGGCUUCUGCUGCCCGGAUACAGCGUGGUUGACUGCGGUGCUGCUCCAGGAGCCUGGAGCCAGGUGGCUGUGCAAAGGGUCAACUCUGCUGGGACAGAUCAAGGCUCGCCACGUGGAACAGUUAUUGGCAUCGAUCUGCUCAACAUACCACCUCUGGACGGCGCCCACUUCCUGUCCCGCCACGAUGUCACCGACCCCGCCACGCACGCCAAGCUGCAGGAGCUGCUCCCCCAGGGCCAGGCUCAUGUCAUCCUGAGCGACAUGGCGCCCAACGCCAGCGGCUUCAGAGACAUGGACCAUGAGAGACAGAUCACCAUGUGUUUGUCUCUGAUAGACUUGGCUGGGAAGAUUCUGCUGCCUCAAGGCUCUCUGCUCUGCAAAUACUGGGAUGGCGGCCUUUCUCAUCAGCUCCAGGAGAAACUCUCAUCUGUAUUCGGGAGUGUUCGGACCUUAAAACCAGACGCCAGCAGAAAGGAUUCAGCUGAGAGAUAUUUCCUCGCCAAAAUGUACAGGAAGCCAGUUAAAUGAUAUUUGUUGCCCUUCAUUUAAGUGAUGACUGGCGCAUUUACAGAAGUGCUUGACAGUCUCUGAACAUGCAGAGGUUUACUGAGCGGCUGUUAUCAGAAGAUGGCAGUGUUGAGACAUCAGUGAGGCUUGCGACUCCAGGCACAAAGGCGAGCAUAUUUAUAAGGGCUGUGAUCUGCGUCUGUGCCCUGCAAACCUAACACAGUAGCAGCACUUAAUCAGUAAAAUGAAAACCUAUGCAAGAAUCAGUGAGAUUCCUCAAGAGCAUUUUUCUUAUUAUUGCCCCCAGUAGCUGUUCCAGUCUCUGUUUAGUAUUUGCUUUGAUGCAGAAAGUCGUUUAGCUCAGAUGCUCAUGGUAAUAUUGUGCACUUCCAGCCAUGUGCUGUUGAUCAGUGAUGAAAAACAUGAAGGGAAAAACAAAUUUCUAAGGGUCAUGGACAGCGUGACUAAUGGAAAGUGGGAUGACAGUAAAGAUGGUGUGAAUCGUACACCUUUUGUUAUCUGACAGAGGAAACAUCCAUGUCCUAGUUAGUGUUUUUCACUAAAUUGAUGGAUUUAAAUUACGCUUUAUUUUACCUCAAUCACUGACAAAACACUUAAAGUAACCCAAUAUUACUUGUCUUUGCCCCCACAUGAAUUAUACCGUUUAUUGACAUAAUAUUUAAUAAAAUAAUGAGACACUUUGUUUAUAGUAAAGUUGAACACUUUAGUUCAGUUUAGACCUGGGUAAAAGUUUGUUCUUUGUAAUGUGCCUAUUAUUAUUUCUUAUUAUUGUAAUUUGGCAUUGGAAGCUCUCCACAUUUUAUGCAUGUGCAUCAUUUCUAAUAAUUUUCCAUUUAAUGGAUACCAGUCUUAGUUUCGUAAAUAAAAUGCAACUUCAAGAACAUUGACAAAAGGCUGCUUUGUGCACUUGCAUCUCAGUAAACUGGAAUAUCUUCGGAAUAAAAAUUUGUUUCAGUAAUUCGAAACUCAGAUUUAUUACACAGUGCGUCAUGAAUUUCAAACCAAUCUUAAUGGAUUCUGAUGAUUAUGGCUUAUGGCUUGUGGAAACCCAAAAAAUUUUUUCUCUGAAUCUUGGAACAUAUUACAUAAGACCCAUGAAAAAAGUAUUUUUUUUCAGAAAUAACUUACAAAGUCAUUGGAAACAUUCCUGAGCUGACUGCGAUCAUCAAGUAAGCCACUGGCUGUUUCUAAGCAUAUUAAUGGAAAGUUGAGUGGAAGGAAAAUGGUGCACAGCCAGCAGGGAUGCCCACAGCCUUGAAGGGAUUAUGAUACAAACCCCUCUCAAGAGUUUGCUUGAGAUUCACAAAGUUUUGAAAACAGCUGCAACAAGAGUCAUAUUGUUUUUUUUAGACCAGACUGUUGCUCAUUGGUCCAGUCCUCUUUUCACUUAAAAGUAAACUUUACAUUGCAUGUGGUAAUUAAAGCCCCAGAGUCUAGAAGAAGAGUUUUGAAGCACAGAAUCUAAGCUCCUUGAGGCCCCUUUCCACAAUCAGUGAUAAUUUGGGGAGCAAUGUCAUCUGCUGCUGUUCAACUACUGUGUUUGUUCAAGUCCAAUGUCGGCACAACCAUCUUCCAGAAAACCUUAAAGCAGUUCUGCUGGCAAGCCUUAUGUAAUUACUGAAGUACCUUUCCAGCAGCACUUGGCAGCCGCUUACACUGCCAAAGGUACCAGUACCUGCUUUAGUGACCAUGGUAUCACCGUCCUUGAUUGGGCUGCAGACUCUCCUGACCUCGUCCCCAAGGAGAAUCUACGGAGUAUCAUCAAGAGGGAAAUGAGCGACACCAGAGCCAACAAUGCAGACGAGCAGAAGGUUGCUAUUAACAACUCAGCAGAGCUGCAGGCAUUUCAUCUCCAUGCCAUGCUGCAUUGAUGCACAGGAACGCCAAAUAAAUAUUAGGCCUUUUCAUGAUGUUUUUGCAUCUUGCCACCUUAUAGGUCAUAGUUGUCAUUGUUUUGAUUCUACCCCUAAGGAAGAUCAGAGGUGGAAUAUUGCUUUUGAACAGUGAAAGAUCUAUUUAAUAGGAGCCAAAUCUAUUUUAAAAUAGUACUUCUAAAUGGCUUUGUUAAGCACUCAACCAGUUUUGUCACAUUUCCUAAAUGAAUUCACGUCUCUUAGUUUAAUUGGCACAUUUUCAUUCCUUAGGAAACCCGCCAGCUCUAAAUUACUCAUAAAUGAUCGUUUUAAGUGAAAUCCGAUUAUACCUAAAUAGAUUUUUACUUCUGAUCAUUCUGCAAAAUGAAAAUGAAAAGCCUAAUCAAGAUCAAAUUUGCAUUUAUCCGGCAAAAGAAGACCCGAAUACAUUUAUAAGGCUGCUGUUUGGCCUUUGUGUCUCAGGAGUGAUGAGCAAUACAGUACGAACUGAAACAUUCAUGCCUCUCGGCAAAAUUAACUGCACAGAAGGGGGACUGACCUCUAAAGAUGAUUGUUGGGAAUGAAAGGGAGCAGUCAUGCCUGUUGAUGAAGCUGAUAGUGAAAGAUGUGAACAGAUGACCAAUUUUAUUUCUCAUUACUUGUUGAUUAUUCUGCCCCGCGUUAUUCAGAUUCAAAUUAUUGCAGAAUUGCUGUGGGAUCUGUGUAAAUUCCAACGGAGCCGAGCGACUCGCUUUCACGACGAAUGAUUAUUCGCUCACAGGUUAAUUCAUUCUUUUCUGGCCAGAUGGAGGUACAGAUGUAAGAAUUAGCAAAUGAAGAGAGGAGAACGGGUGGAGCGAAACAAAUGUUAAAUUUAGACGUUAAACUGAGAGGCUUGAAACAUUUCUGUUGUAAAGGAGCUGCUUGAAUUGCUUUGUUCUUUUAUCUCUUACAAUACAACUCACGGAGGAGCCUUUUUAUA